Molecule: messenger RNA, 783 nt
Organism: Acanthosepion pharaonis
Lineage: Eukaryota; Metazoa; Mollusca; Cephalopoda; Sepiida; Sepiidae
Source: the annotation of a GenBank genome assembly
AUGAUUAGAAAAGUCAUCAGGAAAAUCCAGAAGGACCAAAGAAGCCAGGAGAAACCAGACCAAUUUGUCAUAUUUGUUGUCGCUUCCAGGAAAGAGAAAAUCUAUCUAUCUAUCUAUCUAUCUAUCUAUCUAUCUGUGUGUGCGUGUGUGUGUGUAGAUGAAUUUCUAUUUAUCUGUCUAUUUCUUUCUUUCUUUCUUUCUUUCUUUCUUUCUUUCUUUCUAUCUAUCUAUCUAUCUAUCUAUCUAUCUAUCUAUCUAAACAAUAGCCUUCUCAUUUCUUAUAUAAUAUCUAUCUGUUUAUCUAUUUACUAUCGCUUCCCGUCUGUACAUCUAUCUAUUAAAUCAAUCUAUCACUUCAUUCCUAUCUAUCUAUCUAUUAGCAGCUCUCAAACAUUCUAUUGGGUGAAAUUUACCAUAACAAAUCAUAUCUGUAUUGCUACUACGAAUUGUUCUUAUCGAUCUAUCUCUUCUUUGCUGUUCACCUAUCUGUUUUCUAUCUAUCUAUUUAUCUAUCUAUCCCUUCCUUUUUGUUUAUCUAUCUAUUCCUUCUUCCAUUCCUUCCUUCCUUCCCUUUCCUUCCUUCCUGAUUACCUAUCACACAAAUUCAGAUUAUCAUUCAACACAAUUUCUACUGUUCUUCUCUUUCUCACACGUCAAGCUGCUCUUCUCACAUUAUUCAUAAUCUAUCUAUCAGCCCUUUUUUUCUAUCUAUCUAUCUAUCUAUCUAUCUAUCUAUCUAUCUAUCUAUCUAUCUAUCCUUUCUGUUUCCCUCUCUCUUGCUGA